AUGGCAUCAUUCUUUAGCCUAAAUCAAUCAAGUGACAUCCAUUCUUUACAAAAUGUUAAUUUAUUCAAAAAAGAAAAGCCCAAUAAUGAACUUCCACACUGGUAUUGUCAAGAAACCGGAGUAUACGAAAGCAAACAUUCGCCAAGAACCCUUCCUUCUGACCCCUUUGUCGACGUUGUCUCAUACAUUUUUUCCCAAAAACACAAUGGCAAAACAUCCUUCAUUGAUGCAUCAACCGGGCGUUCUGUAUCAUACGCGGAACUACAGCCAUUGGUAAAAUCUAUGGCAUCCGGGCUUCACCACCAAAUGGGUAUUUCCAAAGGUGAUGUUGUGUUAAUGCUCGUGCCAAAUUCGAUACACUUUCAUAUCAUUUUUUUGGGUGUAUUGUAUCUUGGUGGUGUCGUAACCACAAUGAACCCUCUAAGUAGUCCCCAAGAGAUUAAAAAACAAACUUCCGCUUGUAAUGUGAAACUUGCCUUCACCGUGUCUACUAGAAUCAACGAACUGAGCUCAUUAGGGAUUGUUUCGGUUGGAGUACCUGAAACCCCAAAGUUUGAUCCACUAAGCGUAGACUACUCGCGUUUUUACCAAUUACUCACGAGUAAUCAUAAAGCACUCUCACCACAAACAAUUAGUCAGGAUGACACCGCGGCUAUUCUUUUUUCUUCUGGCACUACCGGUGCUAGUAAAGGCGUAGUAUUGACUCACAAAAACUUGAUAGCCGGUGUUGAGCUAUUUGUUCGAUUUGAAGCUUCACAAUACGGGAACAAUCACGAAAAGAGCAUUUAUUUGGCUGUUAUACCCAUGUUUCACAUCUAUGGCCUUACACUUUUCACUUUGGGGAUUUUGUCACUUGGUUCAUCUAUUGUUGUCAUGAAAAAAUUUGAUCAAAAUGAGAUGGUAAGAGCUAUCAGUCGAUACGGUAUCACUCAUUUUCCAGCAGUGCCUCCAUUGAUCUCUGCCUUGACCAGACUAGGAAAGAGUGUUAAUAGGGGCCACUUGAAGAGCUUAAAACAGGUAUCAAGUGGCGCGGCACCAAUAAGCAUCAAAUGCAUCGAGGACUUUACACAGACUUUUCCUCAUGUCGAUUUCAUCCAGGGUUAUGGCAUGAGUGAAUCUACCGCUGUGGGCACGCGAGGAUUCAACACAAGAUAUGUUAAGAAUUACUUGUCAGUUGGGCUGCUGGCUCCUAACAUGCAAGCCAAAGUGAUAAAUUGUGCUACUGGUUCGUGUUCACCUCCCGGGAAAACCGGAGAGCUUUGGUUACGAGGACCCGGCAUAAUGAAAGAGUAUUUAAACAACAUAGAUGAAACAAGAUCAACAAUUGAUGAGGAUGGGUGGCUUCGUACAGGAGACAUUGUCUAUUUUGACCAACAAGGGUUCUUAUACAUCGUUGAUCGAAUGAAAGAUGUCAUAAAGUACAAUGGCUUUCAGAUUGCUCCAGCUGAUUUGGAAAAUGUGUUGGCUUCUCAUCCAGAUAUACUUGAUGUUGCGGUAAUAGGGGUGAAUGAUGAAGUAGCCGGAGAGGUUCCUAUGGCAUUUGUGGUUAAGAAACCUGAAGCUAAAAUCUCGCAAUCUGAAAUUAUUGAUUUUGUUGCUAAACAGGUUGCGCCUCACAAGAAAGUACGAAAAGUGAAAUUUAUUAACGCGAUACCGAAAACAGCAGCCGGUAAAAUUUUACGAAGGGAAUUGAAGAGCUUAAAUGUGUCUGUGGCCUCUAGGCUAUGA
This is a messenger RNA of Erigeron canadensis, 1728 nucleotides long. Its product is annotated as 4-coumarate--CoA ligase-like 6. The record is from RefSeq and is a predicted model, not a curated record. Bases 1 to 1728 code for a protein of 575 amino acids. Gene Ontology annotation, biological process: ubiquinone biosynthetic process. The transcript is spliced from 6 exons. Gene Ontology annotation, cellular component: peroxisome. Gene Ontology annotation, molecular function: CoA-ligase activity. Lineage: Eukaryota; Viridiplantae; Streptophyta; Magnoliopsida; Asterales; Asteraceae.